This is a messenger RNA of Anopheles merus, 4147 nucleotides long. RefSeq names its product protein pigeon (gene pigeon). The transcript has 4 exons. Lineage: Eukaryota; Metazoa; Arthropoda; Insecta; Diptera; Culicidae. Gene Ontology annotation, biological process: positive regulation of amyloid-beta formation. Bases 477 to 3299 code for a protein of 940 amino acids. Gene Ontology annotation, cellular component: trans-Golgi network. The record is from RefSeq and is a predicted model, not a curated record.
GAAACGCGACAAGGGAUAGGGCGCGUGUUGGUAGAGCAGUGUUGGGAAAAUGCCGACAACGCAAACGCAGCCGAGUCGGUGCCAACGGUGGUAGAGCUGAGGCUGAGGCGAGUCAGAGAGAAAGAAAGAGCGAGACCGAGAGAGGCCCUAACCGUAAACUUAUUAUCAGCAGCACCGAAUUCCAGCAUCAUUGACAGAGUGGCAACACAGACGGAACGAGGAAAAGAUUAUUGAUUUCAGCAACGUGAUGUGAGCAGAGGGCCAACAAACGAAGCCGCCAGAAUCGAAACGGUGAAUUCCAGCAGAACCGGAAACGUUGCAUCGCCUACCACUCUCUGCCGUUGCCCAGCAACUGUGAAAAAGUGAUUUUGCUGUAGUGAUUAAUUUUCCACUAAAAAGGGCACUUUGCUCUGUAGAGGUGUGUGUGUCGUGAACGUGUCUUCUGGAAUUUUGGAGUGUACCAGUACGAUAGUAGAAUGUUGAAGCAGGAAAACUUGGCCGCCAACUUCUGUGGGCUACUGUCCGUUAGUGGAAAUAAAGAUGUCGCUAUCGAGUGGCGCAUUCUGGGGAAGGAGCAGGAUAGCUCACUGCUCGCUAGCUGGGUAUCGUUCGACCCCCGGAAAGGACGCGAGGAGCAACGAACUAACAUCGGCAUUUACACGCCGAAAAGCAAAACGUUCGACGUGCUGUACACCUUCCCGGGCCGAGAGAACGUAAUUCAGGCUUCGGUUAACCUCACGCACACCCUGCUGCUGUACGUAACGAAGCAGAUCAAGCAGGACGUGUCCGGCCACAACGGGGACAUUUACCGUGCGUACCUGGUGGAGGUGCGCCCCAAGCUGGACGCGGCACAGCCCCAUCUGCUGCUCGAGGUCGAGCGCAACCGGCAGGUAAUGGCAACGUUCCUCUGGCGCAAGCUGUCCACCUUCGAGAAGCACUAUCAGGACAAAUUUUUGCUCCUGGUACACCACGAGCACGUGCUGCUGUAUACGGCGUCGCUGAAAAAGCUCGAACAACAGUCGGAGGAGGAGGAUGCGCUUGCUGCGGGGAGCAGUAGCCGCAUCGAUUACACCAACCCCAACGCCUGGGAGUUGGAUCGGGACGGGCUGAAAAGCGAAACGCUAACGAAAGCCUUCAUAUGGGCCCAGUGGGAUCCAACCGUCCAAGCGUUGUACUACAUUCAUCUCAAACCGACGGCACGCACCAUCUUCGAGAAGGAGGACGACGCAGCGGGCGAGCAGGGCGAACCGACCAAACGGCUACAGCCGACCCUGUCCGCGUUUCAGUUUCACGACGAUCUGCCCACCGAAACGGUGCUGAACAUUCCGCUGAAUCUGCCGAAAAUUCCUUCCUCCAGCAGUGAGGACAUCUACGAGGACGAUACCGUCCCGCUGCGCAUACACGACUCGUCGCUCAAUCUCGUCAUCGUGAGCGACGAGUCGGGGAUGCUGUUCGUCUGCCACUACUACCUGUACCAGCCGGUCAAGCAGCGGGAGGAGGAGGCACCACAGGCGAACGGUGGGACCACGGCGCAGACCAUCUUCGACGUACACUUUGCGUACUCGGUGACGAUCCUGCACCACGGGUGCGUCAUACACUGCGUCAUGCCGGGCAUACCGUGGGAGAAGGCGAAGCUAAUGAAGCCCACGUUUACGCUGCACGGCGACCACCACGUGCUGGUGUUUCAAGCGGACCUGUUCAUGCACCUGCUCGAUGUGGGACUGUCGCACGAACCGUCGUGCCAUAUCGUGUGCGCACCGUUUACCCGCGCGCCCAUUACGCAGCUGGUGCCGUGCUUCGCGACCAACAACAUUUGCUACGAUUCGGCCACGCUCGAUCUCAUCUCGAUCACGAUACCGAAGUCGCACCUGAUCGAUGCGUUCCGGAACGAUACGUCGAUAGACAAUCGGUUGGCAAUCGUGCACUACUUCCUGGCGCACUCGACCGGGGGUGAUAUUAUUGAAAUCUUUUCCGAGAUCCUGAGCAUCAUCAUGGAACGGCCACUUCAUCUGGACACGGUACCGCUGCUGAAGGAAGCACUCGUGGCGGGCACGUACGCAUCGGCCAAGAAAGGGCUCACCCAGGACCAGCUGGCCCUGUUCCGGCUGCUUCCGCUAACCACCUGCAGCUCGAGCAAGCCGAUCGAAGCCAAGGUGGGCAAGCUGAGCGUGGGCCUGUCGCACGAAACGCUCUACAACACGUCGAUGAUGUUGCUGUCGCCCCAGCAGCGCCUCUCGCCCUUCCGCAAAGACAUCUGGACGCUGCUGUGGGAUCGGCUGAGCGAUACCGGUGGCAGCAGCAAGGAACGGCCCCGCUUCCACCAGGAGCAGGUGCGCGAGAAGCUGAUGUACUCGCUCGCCUGCUACCAGCCGGAGGCGCUGUCCCGCUGCACCACCCCAAUGUCGCCCGCCAACCCGAUCGGUGGGGCCACGUUCGGGCUGGACUUUGUGGCGGGUGCCGGUGGCGUCGGCGGCGGUGCCCGUGCCAGGCUGCAGAACGAUCUACCGUUCGUGGAAACGGAGGCGUGCACCGCCAACAAGCAGGAGCUGGUGCUGAACGUGAAUCUGCGCGAGCUGAGCAUGCAUCUGGUAAAGCACAGCGUAAAGGAGGUGACGGGCUUUCGGUGGCUGAAGAACGCCUUUUACGACACCAAUCCGGCCACAUCGCACGUGCAUGCCGUUGCGACGCGCUACGUCGCCGCGCAGCUGGAACAAUCGCGCGCGCUCUGCGUGCUCGCGUGCCGUACGGCCGGCCUUGACCAUGCGCUCGCGGUGGAGGGUUCGGAAAGCCGCGGCUUUGCGCUGAUCGAUCAGCUUGAGCGGGCCCUGCAGGUACGGCUGUUUGCCAUGCUCGAGCGGUACUGUUUGGCGGUGGAGACGCUUGCCUUUCCGCUGCCGCUCGGUUUCUGCUCGUUCUUUUCGUACCUCGGCUACCGGGCGCUGCCGUUCGACGGGUUCAUGCAGUACGUCGAGCACCACGUGUUCGAGCUGCAGAUCGACGUGGUGAAGGUGAUCUUUGCCGACAUCGAGGACACACCGGAUGGGAUUCGGCGGAAGCUGAAUCUGCUCAUGAUACUGCCCCGGUCGAGGGCACGCCGGCUGCUGAACAGCUGGAACCAUCCGGUCAGCGCGAUGCUGCGCGGGCGCGAACACGCGAUGAACAUUCUGUCCGGCAACUCGGUGCAUCCGCGCGGAUCGUCGCAUCUGAGGAAGCGCGACUAUCAACCGAAAGGUAGCAAGUACUCGAAACGUCGGAGACGGCUUCUGCCCGGUUAUCCGCGCGUGUGUUGCAUGUAUUGAAUCGUGUUUUUGGUUUGUUUUGUGUUGAAUGUUUUGUUAUUCUGUUCCUUGCCACUUGCUUUAGUAACGGUUGUGAUCGUUUUUUCGGUUGGUUCGGUUGCGCGCGCUCAGAUGUAAAACAUUGCAUGCCCUCGCCGCCAUCAUUUCACACGAGCCGUUCGGUUCACAAACCGCCACCGGCUGCAUCCUCCUCACCCUCAUCCUGCUCGGAAGCUUCCUCGCCCAUCUCAUCCUCCGGGUACGAUCAGACGGAAAACUCGUCCCGGUCGCGCAAUCUACGUACCUACGCGAGCCUCAACGCGCUCCGGCUCGUUACGUCCCCUUCGUCGCUGGUCGAUCUGGAGGCGGGCAGCGCCACUGCCAGCGACCGGGCCGGGGAGGAUGAAAAGGAGGAACAGCAGGCGCCCAACGUUACCAUUACCUUUGGCAGUUCCCGGUCGACGGGGUCGAAUGGGGCGGCCAGAACGCGCUUCCAGCGGUUCCGCUGCACCUCCUCUACAUCCUCGUUUUUGAUGCAGCUUUGCCGUGACUCACCGUCGGAUAAAAUUGUCCGACUGUCAAGACGGCAUACAGCGGUUGCCCGUGCCCGUUGCCUUAAUGCCGGACUGGAUGCGUCCCUGAAAACAACGCUCCUGCUAGGCGUUGGAUAUUUAAUUCUGGCCAGCACGAUCAUCGCUGUGGUCGUGUUUGCUACACUCGAAUUCCGCAUUGUCCCAUCAAUUGCCUGGUGUACGCAGGCGAUUAGAAUGCUUUUUUAAAACGACAGCUUCCAUCCGUUCACUGACUCGUUCACGGGGCUCGAAACACGCAUCAUUCCAUUUUUCCCAUCUGCAUGCAUCAUUUAUUGG